Messenger RNA from Trichomonas vaginalis G3, 8613 nucleotides. Its product is annotated as axoneme assembly. Lineage: Eukaryota; Parabasalia; Trichomonadida; Trichomonadidae. Bases 1 to 8613 code for a protein of 2870 amino acids. Gene Ontology annotation, molecular function: protein binding. The transcript has a single exon. The record is from RefSeq and is a predicted model, not a curated record.
AUGAAUGAAAGUAAUUUUCCCAUCCCUAAUCUUGUUUUCAAUGAUGAGUUAAUCGACAACAUCACUAAAGAAGUCGAUUGCUCUUCUGUGACAUCUGUUAUUUUCAAUUUUUCGCCCAAAGCCGGAAGAAUAUUUCGAAUCGAACCACUAAAAAGAUAUACAAAUAUCAGAGAAAUAUCAUUAAUAGGUCAUGGAUUUGAAAAUAUCAAGCCUUUUCUAUCAUUACCGAACCUAACAAGAUUAAAUUUAUCUUAUAACAGCAUUUCAAACAUUUCAGAUAUAUGCAAAAUGACAAACCUUCAAUAUUUAGUACUUUCGCAUAAUGGAAUUACAACUAUACCAUCGCAAAUCAAAUCAUUAGCGAAAUUGCAAGUUCUAAAAUUGAGUUACAAUCCAAUUGAAGAUCGCAAUAACUUACUAAACAUGCAAAAAUCUACAAAUCUUACUUCAUUAGAUCUAGAAGGAACAAAAAUUUGUCAAGAUGAUUCUUCUCGUCUUUUUAUCAUUUUUUCAUUACCUCAACUCGAUACUCUUAACAGAAAGUCGAUUUUACUUGAAGAACGUCGUCAAGCAUCAGAAAGAUUUGGUCGAAGUUUAUUCAUUGAAUUAGAACAGAAAAAUGCUGAUUUACAAGAUGAAAUCUCUCAAUUACAGUCCAAACUCGAAGCUGCUUCCCGUAAUGCAGUUGAUUCAGAAGAGAUGCAAAACCAAAAUUCUCAAGUUCAACAAGAAAUAUUAAUUUUAAAGCAAAAACUUCAACAACAGACAGAAACACUCAAUCAAUAUGUUGUUGACAUUACAAAUGAAAGGAACAAGAAUAACGAACUAGAGCAGCAACUUCAAGAACUUCAUUUCAAUGGAGUUGCGAAUCCACAGCAAUACGCACAAGAUUUGGAUGAAUUGAGAAACGUUAAAAGCGAAAACACAAAAUUAAAUGAAAGAAUUUCGCAGUUACAAAUGAUCAAUGAUGAGAAUGAAUCUAAAAUACAAAAUCUUGUUAAGCAGAUCCAAGAAAAAGAUGAGAAAUACGGUGAUGUCGCUCAAUCUCUUGAAGAAAGACAAAACAAUCUAAAAGAAAUGUCAGAAAACAUCAUAAAAUUACAAAGUGAAAAUUCUGCAUUAACUAAAGAACGAAAUUCCCUUUCAUCAGAAUUACAACAGAAGACAAUGUUCAUUGAUGAAUUGCAGUCAAACUUGAAACAAGUUGAAGAGAAAUCUCGAACAGUUUAUAGAAGUGGAAAUAAAUCAACAAUUGUUGAUGAUAGAGUUAAAACAUUACAAGAGAGAUUUAAUGCUGUGAACUCCGAAAAAGAAGAAUUGAAAUUAACAUUAGAUCAAGUUAAGCAACUUGUUACUGAUCAGCAAAGACAAAUUCUUCAACUUAAAAAGGAAAACUCAGAACUUAAACAAAAUAUCAAUGAAAAAACUGAUGAAGAUGAUUCGUUUAAUUUGUCAACAAUGAUAAAUAAGAUGCAGAAAGAAAACUCCGAAGAUAUUGAUAAGCUUCAUAAAAGUAUUACAGAGUUACAAAAUCAAGUCCAAUAUUGGAAAGAAAAAUGUUUGUCACAAGAAAAUUCUUUCAAAGAAAAUCAAGAAAAAUUCAGAAUUUCUUUGAUGGAAAAUGUGACGAAUCAAACUAUUUUACCAUUACAACAAUCUAAUAAUGACAAAGAUCAACAGAUUAAAGAGCUCAUGAACCAAAUUAAGCUCAUUAAAGACAAACAAGAUGAAGUAGAAAGUAAAAACAAAGCGAAAGAUCAGCAAAUGAAGAAACUUAUCAAAGAACUUGAGAAAGAACAGAAGAAGAAUAAAGAUUUGACACUAACUAUUGCAAAUGCUGAAGAUCCAAAGCAUAUACAGACACAAAUGCAAGCUAGAAUUGAUGAUUUGCAAAGUGAAAUUUCUAAUUUGAAACAAGAAAUUCAACAAAAUGAGCAAAAAUAUCAAAAUCUUAAGAAAGAAAACAAAUCUCUUAAGAAUGAUAAUGAAAGUGCAAAUCAUACUAUUUCUGCUUUGCAAGAAGAGAUCAAGAAGAUAUCUGAUAACACAGAUUUAACAAGAAAAAUCGAAGAACAAGAAAAAGAAGUUGAUCAACUUAGAAAAUACAAUGAGAAACUUGAAACAACAAUUUCUAGUAGCAAACAACAGAAAGAAGAAAUGUUACAUAACCAAAACAAAGCUCUUAAACAGAUGAUCUUUAAACUUGCAAAAGAGAUUUCUCCAAAUGCUGUUCAUUCAACAUCAUUUAAUAAAAUGGCUGAUGAAUUCAAUAUGAUGUCGCAGACAUUCAACGAAACAAUGAAAUUGAAAGAAGCAGCAACGAAUCAAUUAAAGAGAAUUGACUCUAAAGUUUAUGGUAUUACAUCUAGAUAUAACAUUGAAACUGUUGAUGAUACAGUUAAAGCAUUAACUGAACUCGAUAAUUUAUUAAAUAUCGAGAAACAAAGAACCCAAAAGAAUCUUGAUGAUCUUGCAAAUAAAACAGAAGAUUUAAUGGAUGAAAUUGAUUCUUUGCAAUCAGUUAAUGUUAGUUUGACUGAUCAAAACAAGAAACAACAAAUAGAAAUCAUUAGAUUGCAAGGAAUAGAAAGAAGUGUUGAAGGAUUAAAUGAAGAUUUGAAUUCCGCAUAUCAAUUGAUUAAUCAAUACGAAUUGGCGAAUCAGAACUCUGAAUACGCUCAACAAAUGAAGUUUAUUAAGAAGAAACUAAAAGACAAACAAAAACAGAUCCAGAAAUACAAAUCAAGUGUAAAUGAAUUAUUGGAUGUUCAAUCAGAAAAUAAUUCUUUAAAGAAACAAAUAUCAGAUUUGAAUGAAAAUAUCAGAGAAAUGAAUGGUGCUUUGAAAGCAGCAAACAAGAAAUUGCAGUCACUUGACAAACUCCAUCAAAGAAAGCUUGAAAUGGAAGAUCAAAUCUCUAGUUUGAUGACAGCAUGCAGACAACUUCAAAUGGAUAAAGAAUCAUUACAAAAGAAAGUUGAUGAACUCAAGAAAUCAAAUGAAGAGAAAGAUGAUGCACUUGAGUCUUAUAGAGAUAAGUUGAAUUCGCAAAUAGAUAUAUUAGGUCAAUCACAAAGUAUUAUUGAGAAUGCAAAUGAUAAAUCAAGGAAAGAUAGUAAUGCAAUCCAAGAAUUGAAAGAAAAACUUAUUAAUUCAGAUAAAGAAAUCGAAAAAAUGAAGAAAGAAAUGAAUGAUUACGAAAAUACAAAUAAGUCCAAUAAAGAAAACUUACUUAAACUACAACAGAAGAUUAUAGAAGUCACAAGAACAGUAAAUCCAACAGAAAACCACGUAAGAGUAUCUGAUAAUGUUUCUCAAUUAUUAAAUGAUUUGGAUUUGAUUGUUAAAGCGUUUUCAGAUAAGGAUAAAACAAUUAAUGAAAUUAAAGGAGUUAUUGAUAAAAAUAACAACGAAUUCAUUUCAUUUAAAUCGAAUCUUUCAAAUAUAAUUUCAUCAUUUAGUCAAAAAUUAGUUUCAGAAACAGAUAACAAUAAAUUAUUGAAUCUUACAAAUGAUUUUGUUAAAUCUCAAGUAGAUCAAAUCAAUGAAAUCAAGUCGCAGAUUGUACAAAUCAUCAAGAACUCAUCAACGUAUAAACCAACAUUGUCAUCGCCGCAAAAUGAACUUUUAGACAUAUUAAGAGAAAUUAUUUCAGAACAUGAAGUUACUGAAAACAAACUUGGAAGUGAAGUUACUUAUUUAAAUGAUAUUCUUAACCAAUUGGAUAUAAAGAACAGUGAUUUGGCUCAGCAGAUUGCAGAACACAGACAAGGAUACGAAAUUCUUAAACAGAAAUUAGAUGAAGCAUCACAUAUAAUUGAAGAAAAAGAAUCCAAUGUUUUCGAAGAAAAACAACAAACAAAUGAAGUUAUUAGUCAAGCCAAAGCAAAGAUUUCAAGAUUAGAAAGGAAAUUAACAGAAUCAAAUUCAUCGAACAAAGAUUUACAAUCUAAAGUUGAUGAAUUAAAGAAGAAACUACAAGAAUCAUCAGAAAAUGAAAUCAAAAUUAAACAAAACACAGAACAAAUGAGAAUUGAAAUGGAGAAAAGAAUCACAGAACAAGAACAAUUGAAGAAGCAACUCACAGAAUUGCAGACAAAUAAUAUAAACAAUCAAAAACAAAUAAAUGAUUUGAAUAACACACUUAAAAUCUCAGAGAAACAAAGAACAGAAUUACAAGUUAAAUUUGAUGAACAAACAAAAUCGAACAAAGAAAUUGUUGAUCAAAAACAGCAACAAAUAUAUAGUCUUAAUAAUGAAAUAUCUAAAAUGAAAGCGGAUAUAGAGAAACAGAAUGCUUUGAACAAUGAUUUGAACACAGAAAAAUCAUCAUUAAAUGUUAAAAUUGUUAAAUUUGAAAGCGAAAUUAAAUCAUUGAAUGAAAAAUUGACAAAUAUGAAAGAGAUUAUUGCAAAUUCUCAAUUGGAAAAGAAGAAAUUGGAAGAAGAGAUCAAAUCAAGAGUGAAAGAACUUUCAAAUCUUCAAGAAGAGAAUGCAAAACUAUUAACAUCAUCUCAUGAAAAAGAAAUCACAAUGCAGAAAGAGAAAUUUGAAAAUGAAACUCAAAAAAUGAAGAAAGAAAUUGAAGAAAAGACAGCAAAUAUUUCUGAAUUAGAGAAAGCAUUAUCUGAUAAAGAAAGGAAUCAUAAGAAUUUACUAAGUAAGAUACAAAAGAAGUAUUCUCAACUUGAAGACAAACUUGAAAUUGCUGAAGAAAAAUUGGAAGAAUCAGAUAAAAAAGUCAAAGAUCUCAAAAACAUCAUAACUCUUCAUAAACAGAACCAAGUACAAAUGGAGAAUGAGCAUAAUCAAUUAAUUAAUGAUAUGAACAAACAACAUGACCAGGAAAAGAAUAAUUUGUCUCUCCAGUUGAAAUCUCUUGAAAAUCAAAUCGAAAAUUUGAUCCAAGAAAAAGAAAGUUAUGAAACAGAAAUUUCUACUGUUUAUGGAGACAGAGAUUCAAUGAAACAAGCCUUAGAAAAAGCAUCUGCUUUUAUACAGAAGAAGUCAAUUAAAAUAGAAAAGAUGAAGAAGCAAAUGAGUCAAGUUAAAGUUACAAUUGAAAGUAUGAAUGAAGAAUUAUCUGAAAAAGAAAAUCAAAUUGAAGAACUGCAAAAACUAACAAAUCGUUUGGGCAAACAAAAAGUUCAAAUCACCGAAACUAAUGAUGCUAUUUCUAAACUAAAUGCUGAAAUUGCUGAGAAAGACCAGAAAUUGUUCGAAAUGGAAGUUUUGAAGAAGAAAAUUUCUCAAUUAACAGAAACAAUUGAGAAAUUAACAAAAGAUUUAGAAAAUUCUCAAAACGAAACAAUUAAUUUCAAGAAUGAAUUAAAUUAUACAAAGAAGUUAAUUGAGGAUCUUAAACAACAGAAAGAAGAUAUCCAAAACGAAUUAGAUUUAGAGAAACAACAUUCAGAAGAAAUCUCUAAAACAUUACAAUCUAAAAUUGAUGAAAAUACAUCACAAAAUGUUAAAAUCCAAGAAUUAAAUGAGAAAACAAUUAGUCUGCAAAAAGAAUCUGAUUCUUAUAAACUCAAAGUUGAUGAAUUGAACAGCGAUAUCAAGAGAAAGAAUGCAAUGAUUGAAGACAUGAAAAAUCAUUUGAUUUCCCAGAAAGUCGAAAACGAAACAAUUUAUAAAUCAAACAACCAAAUGAAGGCAAAGAUUGAAUCAUUGUACAAUGAAAUCAAAGAAAACAAAGCUAAGAUUGAUGAAUAUCAGCGUGAAUCAGCCAAAGUUGAUGUAGAAAGAACACAAUUCCAGUUGACAAUCAAAGAUUAUGAAAUGAAAGUUAAAGAUGAAAAUAACUUGAGAUUAACAACAGAAGAAAAACUUUCAAAUGCACAGAAAGAAAAUGAUUUGCUCAAGAAGGAAAUCGAGAAGAAAGAAAAUGAUAAUCAAUUAUUAAGUCAAUCAAAGGAUUCUUCUCUUCAAACAGUUACUCAGUUGAAAUCUUUAGUUGAAGAAAAAGAAAAACAAAUUGCUUCAUUGAAUAAAAAAGUUGCUGAUUAUGAAUCAACAAUCCAUGAAUCAGAAAUCUAUCAAACUAAAACUAAACUAGAAAUAGAAGAUAUCACAAAAUCCAAAUCAACUCUCCAACAGUUAUUAGAUACAAUUUCAAAUGAUAAAUCAAAUUUGGAGAAACAAAUUCUGGAUCAAAAAUCAACUGUUUCUCUUUUGACAGCACAAAUAUCGAAUUUGCAAGAAUCUGAACAGAAGCUAAAGCUCACACAGAUACAGAACAACACGCAGAUAAAUGAUUUGAACAAUAAGAUUUCGGAAAUGACAAAAACAGAUCAAACUAAAAGUGAAAUUAUUCAAAAUCAUCAAAAUAAAAUUCAUGAACUAGAAUUGCAGUUACUUGAUAAAAAUAAUGAACUUAACAAUGCUAAUAAAGAAAUAGAGAACAUCAAGAGCCAAACAGAAUCAAUCAUUCAGAAGACUGCAUUCGAAAUUCAAAAUAAAACUGAAAUUUUGAAUAAUUAUGAAACAAAAUUCGAAAACAUGAAGAAACAAAACGCAAAAGCAGCUGUAACAAUCAAUGAUAUGACUAAGUCUAGCUCUGACUUAAGGAAACACGUCAAUUUAUUAGAGAAUCAGUUGUUUGAUUCGAAAAUGAAAAUUGAAAAUUUGACAAAAGAAUUAAAUGAGUCACAGAACAAAAUCCAGAGCAUGACUAAGCAAAUUAAUGAAUCUAGAGCAUUUAGCAGCACAUUGCAGACAAAGCUUGAUAGAGAAUCAAAGCAAAAAGAGAGUUUACAAAGAGAAUUAAAUUUCACUCAAACAGAAUUGACAAAAAUUCAAACAGAAGCAUCGGAAUACAAGUCAAAGAUACUUCAUACAAGUGAAAUGGAGUCAGCAAUGCAGAAUUCUUAUUCUUUGAUAGAAGAAAAGUUGAAAUCAGAAGAAAACAAGAGAAGAAACUUGGAAAGGCUCAUAACAGACAUGAGAUUAACAAGAGAUGUCAAUUCAUCACCAAAGAAACAAGAAAUUGAAUCUCUUAAGAUUAAUUUGCAAAAUCUUGAGAAUGAAAAUGACAAAUUAAUCAAUGAAAUCAAGACAUUGAACGAAAAGAAUGUUUUGUUGCAACAAGAAAUAUCUAAAUUAAGUUCAGAUCUCCAAGAAAAAGAAAAAUCAGAAAAAUCUUUGUUACAAAAACAAAAUGAUUUAAUUUCUGAAAUUUCAAAACUCAAGAACGACAUAAAAGAUCACAAGAUAAACUUGAGCCAGUCCACAUCAAGUCUCAAGAAAGACAUCAGCACCAAAGCAAAACAGAUCGAACAAUCGAAAGAUGAAUUGAACAAUUUGCAAACUGAAAAUAAUUCGUUGAAGAAGAAAAUCCAAAAUUUGGAAGCUGUUUUACAAGAUACAGAAGAUAGUUUGGCACAGUCUAAUCAGUCUCAAAGACAAAUCAAAGCUUCCUAUGAUCUUCUUAACAACAAAUUUGAAGAAAACCAAGUUUUGUUGAAUUCGAAACAAAAAGAAAUUGAAAGAUUAACAAAUGAAGUUUCUGACAAAGAAAAAGAACUUGAAAAAACUAAAUCUGAGUUGAUUAAUAUCCAAGAAAGAAUAAGAAGUGAUAGUUCUAAACUAAAUCAAGACAUUAAUGAGAAACAAACUAAAUUAGAGUCAUUAAACAUUGAACUUGAAAAGAUGAGAAAUAUAAAUAGAGAAUUAACUUCAAAAGUCAAUUCUUUAACAUCCCAAUUGCAAUCAAUCGCUGAUUCUAACCAGAAAGAUAUUAAUACAUAUAUCUCUCAGUACAAUGAAGAAAAAUCAACAAGGAAAGAAUUAGAAAAAUCAAAUGAAACACUCAAGAAGAAAUUGGAAGAAAAAGUUAAAGAAAACAAAAAUCUUUCUGUAAAAAUAACUUCAUUGAAGACAAAUAUCGAAGAACUACAAAUAGAAGUAACAAGAACACAAAGAACACUUGUACCAAAGAACCAAUUGGAAUCAUUACAGAAAUCAGUGAAUGAAAUGAGUCGAAAACUAGAUGACGCACAACAAAAUUUGGCAGAACAGAAGUCAAGAUAUUCAUCAAUUAUUGAGAAAUACAAUGAAAAGACUUCUUUGCUUUCUUUGUUAACUGAAUCAUUUAUUUCUGUUCAUUCUUUGAUUGCAAAUCAAUCGAAAUCUAAUUUGUCACAAAAACAAUUUUUGAUGCAAAUUUUAGAGAAAAUGUCUGCAAUUUUCAAAGCAAUGAAUUUAUCAAUGCCACAAAUUUCAUUUGCUCAACUAAAUAGACUUGAUGUUUCUGUUUCUUCAGUUGAUAUCUUUGAUAUCAAAAUGACGCACAACUUUAGAUUAUUAACAGAAGAAGAUGAAAAACUCAUUAAUGCAAUCAAAUUAAAUCUUUCUGACUUAGCUGUUUCUACAUCUGAAAGGUUGCCAAGUUUCACAGCAUCACAACAACUUUCAGGUAAACUCGAAUACAUAAGAAAUUUAGUUUCAAGAGUUAAAUCUGUCAUUGAUCAAAAAGAUUCUGAAAUUGAUAGAUUAAAUCAACAAAUUGCAAAGCAACACGAAACUGUCAUGAAGAUUACACAAAGCGGUAAUAUGAAUGCAUCAUUUAUAGAGAGUAGUGCACAAAGAGUUACAUUUAGUAACACUUAA